This is a messenger RNA of Suillus subaureus, 1323 nucleotides long. RefSeq names its product cytochrome P450. Gene Ontology annotation, molecular function: monooxygenase activity; oxidoreductase activity, acting on paired donors, with incorporation or reduction of molecular oxygen; heme binding. The record is from RefSeq and is a predicted model, not a curated record. The transcript has 15 exons. The coding region runs from base 1 to 1323 and encodes 440 amino acids. Lineage: Eukaryota; Fungi; Basidiomycota; Agaricomycetes; Boletales; Suillaceae.
AUGACUAGUGCAAUGAUCGUCAACUUUUUCCACACAGCCAUGUGGCAUACUGUGACAAACCACUGGACUCCCGAAGUCUCCCAUGUCUCAUCGCGAAGUAUACGAACGGCGUCCUCCCACAGAAAGAACCUCCCUCCUGGUCCUACUCCGAUCCCUUUUCUUGGAAAUGUAUUUGAUAUCAAGGCAGACGCACCUUGGGUUUCAUACGCCACGAUGCAGAAAACUUAUGGCGAUACCAUAUAUACCCGCGCCCUGAACAUGAAGAUUAUUGUUUUAAAUUCCGAGGAAGUCGCCGACGAAUUGCUUGAAAAACGAUCUCGGGUGUACUCUGACCGACCAUACAUAGUCACGAGCGACCUUUUCGGCUGGGAAUGGGCAACGCCGAUAGCAAGAUACGGUGAAAGGUUCAGAAUCCAUAGGCGUCUUUACCAUCAAGUCUUUCGAUCUGAGGCAGCUUUAACUUACUGUCGAAGGCAAUUACAGAAAGCAUAUGAAAUGCUCACACUCAUUCUUCACGAUCCUGCGCAUUAUGGUGGCCACUUCGAAGUGUUUGUAGCAUCAGUUGUAUUGUCAGUUACAUACGACUAUGAUAUUGCAUCACAUGAUGACGUCGUCCUCAAUGCAGCGAAACGUGCGAAAAAAGCCGCUUUGUUUGGUGCAUUUCCGCUUUUGAAGAAGUUGCCUUCCUGGAUCCCAGGCCUAGGUCUAAAAGACGCGAAUCUAUCGAGGCAGUAUGUCAAGGAUAUGCUGGACUUCCCAUACAACCACGCAAAUGGAUCUGCGCAGGCAUCCAUGGUCUCUGACGCGCUGGAACGAUAUCAUAUAUCAGAAGACACGGACAACCCGGAGAUGGUGACAGAGAUCAAAGCCUCGGCCGCCACUGCUUAUGCUGGUGGGUGCAGUCAAUAUCCUGUUACUACUGCCGCAUCUCUGCUCACAUUCACCCUAGCGAUGAUGAACAACCCAAAAGUUCAAGAACGCGCCCAGGCAGAGAUUGACAAGGUCGUCGGUCUUGAUCGUCUCCCCAAUUUUGAUGACCUCCCAGCACUCCCGUACAAUCCUUUUACACCGCUAGCUGUUCCUCAUUCUAAUACAGAAGACGACUUCUACAGAGGUUAUUUCAUCCCAAAAGGUGCCCAGCUGAGCGCUGCCAAACCGCUUUUUGGCACUUUGAACGAUGAUACAGUCCCAUGCGUAUUUGGCUUUGGCCGCAGGCGCCAUCCUGGCAGGCACGUUGGGGAUGCAUCGCUUUGGUCCGCAAUUGCAUGCAUAUUAGGCCACUUUCACGAUCAAGAAACCUAUCGGGCAAAAACCAACAGUUAA